Molecule: messenger RNA, 1836 nt
Organism: Uranotaenia lowii
Lineage: Eukaryota; Metazoa; Arthropoda; Insecta; Diptera; Culicidae
Product: mitochondrial sodium/calcium exchanger protein-like
Exons: 7
Coding region: 56-1834 (592 amino acids)
Biological process (GO): monoatomic cation transport; intracellular calcium ion homeostasis; transmembrane transport
Cellular component (GO): membrane
Molecular function (GO): calcium:sodium antiporter activity
Source: RefSeq, a predicted model, not a curated record
CGAAGUAGUAGGCCUCAGUUUAAUUCUCAAUUUCUGAUCUAUUUACAAUGGAACCAUGGUACAUAAUAACGAAAGCGAUUAUUCAUUCGAAAGAGUUUUGAGACACAUCAGUUUUGUGAAAGGACCGAGACCGGACGACUGCAACGGCAUCCAUUUGGUACCGGACGACCUAAAAUGUGAGUUCGUUCGGAGCACACCGUCAUGCGCCGGAGGAGUUUUCUACUUAGACUACACAAAUUACCUGUACUGUACAAUUGGUGCUGAACGGGAAACAUGUUUCAAGUUAGGUUUCGCCCUGUUGGUUAUUCUGCUGCUGCUCUGCUUUACAAUUUUGGGAACCACCGCUGAUCAGUUUUUCUGUCCAGUCCUGGCCGUUAUAUCGAACACCCUGAAAAUAAGCGAGAGUGUGGCCGGAGUAACGAUUUUGGCGUUUGGAAAUGGAUCACCUGAUAUUUUCACAUCACUCAGUCAUCCGGACAGUGAUACGGAAAUGAUGUUCGGUGAACUGCUGGGCGCAGCGUUGUUUGUGAUUGGCAUCGUGGCCGGAACCGUGCUACUGAUACAACCUUUCCAUAUUAGUCCUUUCGGGAUUGUGCGUGAUACUUUGAUAUUCAUCUUUGUAGUUGGAUGGGUCACGGGUUGCGCCUAUGACGAACGAUUUAAGUUGUACGAUGCUAUCGUUGUUCUGGCGGUUUACGGUAUUUUCCUGGUGAUUGUGCUAGGCGAAUUCAUCUCCAUGAAAAAGCGUCUCGCUGAAGUGGGAUCCAGCAUAUCCCUGCACGGAGACCUUCCCAUGGAGGAUUCGCACUACAAGGAAUUGAGAAACGAAACCGUGGUUGUGAUCAAACCUCGUCGCGGUGGGGAGCGUGACGAGGUUGAUGUUCAGCGUAACAGAGUCAGUGUAUUCCGGCAGGGUCCGUUUGGGGUUUCGCCCAACUAUCGACUGUUUUCGGAUUUUUGUGAUCAUUUGCGCCCGAUCAAUAAGGACGAGUGGCAAGAAAGUGGUGCCUUCAAAAGGGCCAUCACUGUGAUGCAGACUCCUGUUCUGUUCGUGUUAAAUCUGUUGAUUCCCACCGUUGACUAUACGAUCGAAAGGCACGGUUGGUGCAAGUUGCUCAACAUGCUGCACUGCCUGACGUUACCACUUACGAUGCUGCUUAUCGAUGGUUUUUUCUUUACAACACUCUGGGACGUCCCCCUCUGGCGAUGGUGGCUUCUAGUAGCUGCCGUACUAUUGACAACCAUCUUCUUCACCUCCCGAACGGAUCGACCACCGUUUUAUCACCUGGCCUAUGCAGCAAUGGUAUUCGUCGGAUCGAUCCACGUCAUCUACAUCGUGGCCCAGGAGGUGGUCAGCCUGCUCGCCACGAUGGGACUGGUGAUGAAGCUGUCCCGCUCGAUGAUCGGCCUAUCGGUUCUGGCCUGGGGCAACAGCGUCGGGGAUUUGUUUUCGAAUAUUACCCUGGCCAAACAGGGCUACGGGAAGAUGGCGUUUGCUGCCUGUCUGGGAGGACCUUUGUUUAAUUUUUAUUCAACAGAUUUAUGUCUCGGACUUGGAAUAGCGUUGGGCUCAAAGGCACUCAAAACGAAGGAGCACGUUGCCAUCUCUCGUGAAGGAGCAAUGAGCGAAAACUGUGAAGCAUUCCUGAUUCAGUUGCUGGCCACCCUUUUGCUGGCACUGCUGCUGACCGAUUUUCAGGGCCGUCGGAGCAUCGGAUUGAUCAUGAUCAUCAUCUACCUGGUGUUUAUCGUUUUCUGUUUACUCGGGGAGCUGGAAAUUAUCCAUCCGUACGGGACCGACCACUAUCCCAACGAUGAACCCAGCGAGGCGUGAGA